Messenger RNA from Drosophila erecta, 928 nucleotides. RefSeq names its product ubiquitin-like-conjugating enzyme ATG10 (gene Atg10). NCBI's taxonomy places the organism in Eukaryota, Metazoa, Arthropoda, Insecta, Diptera, Drosophilidae. Bases 105 to 620 code for a protein of 171 amino acids. Gene Ontology annotation, cellular component: intracellular anatomical structure. Gene Ontology annotation, molecular function: Atg12 transferase activity. Gene Ontology annotation, biological process: protein lipidation; macroautophagy; protein modification by small protein conjugation. The transcript is spliced from 4 exons. The record is from RefSeq and is a predicted model, not a curated record.
CGAUAGUACGCACAGUUAAACCUAUCGACAAUCGAUAACGUCGCGGUGUCGUGCGUAAGUGAUGGCCAACUCUAGCUGGAUGUAACGAUUGAGAAUUGAGAAUAAUGGGCGACUUAAGCUGGAAAGAUUUCUUGACACAGGCCAAGCAGUUCCUUGAAAUUUCCCAGAAGUUGGGUGAUAAUUGGGUGUUGGAGCAAAAGGACUCGAAUGAACCAAACACCUACCUCAAAUGUAGUCAAAAGAUUAAAGGUCAAUGUGGCAAGAACGCAGGAGACUUGGUUAGUGUAGAGUAUCAUGUGGUCUUCAGUGUUUCCUAUCAAGUACCAAUGUUGUUUUUCCAGGCACACAGAUCAGAUGGAAGCCUUCUGGAUGUCGAGGCCACUUGGAAAAUGUUCAUGCCCGAAUCAAAGGCCAGCGAUCUCCACCAGAUACUCACCCAGAUGGAUCAUCCCGUGCUCUUCAGACCUUACAUGGCACUGCAUCCAUGCCGCACCGCCGAAGUGCUAAAGCAGUUCGGAAAGCCCAGCUGCAACCAGGUGCUUUCCUUCAUCAGCCUUUACGGACCCCAUGUGCAGUUGCACCUGCAAAAUGCCUACGGCUUAAGCCAAGAGUAUACGUAAUUUGAAUUUAUUGGUGGUUGUUUUAAACACUGGUUAUAGGAGUAUACAUGUAUGGAUAAUAUGGCCUAUGCACUUUACAGUUUUACAUUGCAUUCCCUAUUUUAAAGUGGUUACACCUUUUACACCUUAACUUGAGAACAUUAUGGGACCCCAUCGCCCCCAGUGAUUGGCACAAGUGAAUAUCCAAAUGGCACAGUGCUCAUGGCGAACUGCUGAGGGGCAUAGGGUUAUAGCGUGUGACACCUAAAGCAGCACAUCAGUGGAUAAUUCAAGUUGAAAAUUAAAAACUACUGCGCCUACGAAAAGAA